This is a messenger RNA of Orussus abietinus, 1092 nucleotides long. RefSeq lists its product as uncharacterized. The record is from RefSeq and is a predicted model, not a curated record. Bases 62 to 370 code for a protein of 102 amino acids. Lineage: Eukaryota; Metazoa; Arthropoda; Insecta; Hymenoptera; Orussidae. The transcript has 3 exons.
UAGUAUAAUUGUGGACAGGGAAAAUUUACACCGGGAGGGAGUUGCGGAAUAACACUUUGCGAUGUUCUUCGCUAAUUACAAACGUUCCGACUAUCGAACGGAGGGACGUGUACGCAACAAUAUUGCGCAACGCUAUCCCAUCGCGAAUCCUCGCGACCAGUUAUCCGGAGGAACGGCCAUCUUGGUUUCGCGUCAAACCAGCGUCGUAACGAAAGAACAAUCCGCGUCCUUCGGGGCAAUAAAAAUCGGUAAAAAAAAAAGAAGUAUGCGAUUGAGUACAAAAUUUAGGAUACACGGAAUUCCACCGAAGAAGGAAAGGAAAAGAAGGCAGAAAUCUGGUAAGGAGUUUCUCCGCAUCCGAAGUGACUGACCCAGUUUCGCAGGUUACGGCCCAGCUGCUAAUGACUGGGAACAAAAAGGCACAAGACCCCCGAAGAGGUCAGAUUCCGGGCCCCGGUUGCGUAAGCGUCGCACACGUAAACCAGGAUAUAUGUCGAUGGAAUUAUAGGCAGAAGGUAAAAAAUAAGAAAUAUCGAAAGGACCCUUAACCAAAGCUGGGGGCAACUUGAUAAAUAUUUCUGCAUCCAACGAAGCGAGAAGAACGCGGCAAGAUAGUACCAUUUUAUCCCUACCUUGUAAAAAGAAGCGAAUUAUAACCACAGAUAUACCCGAUGGCUGAUAAAGUUUAAUCGUUUCUACGAUAUAAAAGUACGGCCCAAUUACCGUUCAAAUUGUCGAAUUAUCGGGCACGUUCAAUGUAACCCCCGAUUAUUCCAAACGACUGAGAAAAGUCGUUCAACACCGGGACAUGGUAAGUGGAUUAACGAAGGUUUUAACGCAUAUACACCGUGUACCAUCUGCCAUUACGUACGACCCCGAGCUCAUUAAAUUAAUUCCUAUUCAACUCCCAGUAGGCAUGCACGCAAUUAUUGGGGAAUAUCUGACGGAAGCAGAAGUAACGUUAUCCGAAUUUAAAAUUCCGAGGUGCAGCGCGCUUCCAAGGUCGCGACGGAGAGCCGUUCAGAAUGGACAAUUACUAGCGAGUAUAUUUUUUAUUUCCCCUCGUGUCAUAUUUCUUUUCCCCUUAAAAAU